Molecule: messenger RNA, 2889 nt
Organism: Trichosporon asahii var. asahii CBS 2479
Lineage: Eukaryota; Fungi; Basidiomycota; Tremellomycetes; Trichosporonales; Trichosporonaceae
Exons: 10
Coding region: 1-2889 (962 amino acids)
Source: RefSeq, a predicted model, not a curated record
AUGCUCCCCGCCACCACGUUCAAGCCGCUUCACAGGGAUGAGCACGAGAAGCGGCGCGAGGCGGAGGAGGAGAUCCUCAAAGCGGACCGCCACCGUUUUGGGAUGAGUGAGGAGGAGCGCGAGGCAUUGUGCCGGAUGAUGGAGCGGGCGUUGAAAGCCCUUGACUUCUCCUUCGAGGAGAUGCAUGGCUUGGCGUCCGAGCCCAUCGUGACUCGGGGCGGGACGACGAGCCGCAACGUCCUGAAGGUGUUCCUCGGCUGGCACCUACGCCACGGGGGAACUCCCCUUGCUCGCCGGGCAGGCACAAGAAGCGCCUUGACAAGCUUUGCCACUCCCGCUGGAAAAGCGGUUCGUAUGACACCGAUGACAACGCUGAUGAGCAGUCGCACUCGAAAUGUCUGCCGGAAAGCUCAACUUCGACGGCAAUUCAUUCAAGUGGGGAGCGCGCCCUCGCUACCUGGGCUGCAUUGGCGGCAAAAGGCGCCAGCCCCACCCCACCGGGGAGGCCGACGGUGCACUCUGUGGUCCAACCAGAUCCCACUUCUGCAGGCCGCUUCGCCGCCCUCCCCCCAGCAGAUCCGUGAUCUGAACGAGUGCUUGCUCGGCGCAGCGCUCAUUCAUCUCAAGGCCGCCGGCUUUGCUCACAUCAUGGGCGUCAACGUCGUUCACAAGGUCGAUUCGAAGGUGACCAACCCGAUCUUGUUACCCCAGGAGAUCCGCCGCAUCGUCGCGACCAAGUCCGAGGCCUUCACGAUUGUCCGGCAGUCGGAUGUCUGGAGCCACAGUGAGCCCUUGUGGCUGCACAACACCUCCGACCAGUACUUCCUCGAUUUUGUUCAAGGCUCCAACGUCGGCUUGCAAUUCUCCUCCACACCGGAGCGGUACAAGAUGCAUAUCUUCGUCUUGGACUUCGAGAACGUCUCCCCUCUGUUCAUGCGCCUGUGCCAUCCACUCGGCUCCAACACCGUUCUGCUUCCAUCCCGGACCGCGCGCCAACGAGGUCUCGUCCACACGCACUACCAGCAAGACGCCGGCCAACCUCCGAUCGACAGGUUCGACACUGCCGUUCGCGCGAUCCCAUUCACGAACGACGUGGGCGUUCAGAUUCCUGGUCAAGCGCUCUCUUGUAAGCAGUACCCCGUUGAGAAGUUCAACAAAGUCCGCUUGCUUGAUCUGGUCAAGGUUGCUGCUUCGAAGCUCUUGUCCGACCCCUUCAAUCCCUAUUCCAUUGCCAAGCCCUACAUGCGCAACGACCGUCCCACGGUGAUGGAGAUCAAGCCGGUCGGUCAUCGCCAGAUGUCUGAGGUCCCUACCACCAAGGCUGACCUCGCGGAAGAGGAACGCUCCUAUGAGCUCGCCUACGGUUUCAUGGAGAACAUGAUUCAUAAGCACGUGUCCACGCUCCUGCGCCUCAUCAACAUCACGUGUCCCUCCAUUGCCGCCAUCACGCUCGUCGUGACGCACCAUGUGGCGAAGCAGGCUCGUGCUGUGGCUCAUCUCGUUGUCGGCUAUGAAGAUUUUGGCCACAGUGACAAUGUCGGCAUCGUGGGUGGUAUCAAGCUCCUGUGUGACCUCGGAAUUCCCUCGGAGAGCUGGAAGCUGAACCGGGAGCCCCAGAGGGAGGCGAGAGAGGCAGCUCUCCAAUCUCGCCCACAUCAGCACCCCAUUCAUCACCCUCUCCCUGCUCCUCCUUAUCGCUACGAAGUCAUGAUCCUCCUCGCCCUUGCCAAAACGCGCCCCGAUCUGACGACGCUGGCCCACGUCAAGGAGGCGUUUCUGCAGGGACGAACCAGCCGGGAGCCCCAGAGGGAGGCGAGAGAGGCAGCUCUCCAAUCUCGCCCACAUCAGCACCCCAUUCAUCACCCUCUCCCUGCUCCUCCUUAUCGCUACGAAGUCAUGAUCCUCCUCGCCCUUGCCAAAACGCGCCCCGAUCUGACGACGCUGGCCCACGUCAAGGAGGCGUUUCUGCAGUGGGUGGACUCGCCCUCGAGUCCACUCUACCGCUCAACCGCCGCUCUCGCCGCCCUCAAGGCGGAAGCUGUUGAUCCCGUCUCGACGCCGUCGGCGAUGAAUUGCACCAAAGCUAGCGUCGUCCAAGCAGCUCGCGCACAGUACGCCGAGACUUUGAACCUCGCGGCUGAGCUCGGGUUUGGCCAUGCCACUAUGACUAUCCUGUCGACGGCCGAUUGGCUUGUCCGCGGCUAUGUCGGCCUUUCGUCUCGCACGAGCGUGCUCCGUGACGUGUAUAGCAAGCAUGUUUGGGCUCGCCGCAGAUCGAGCAAGAAGCGUCUUGAUUUCCUCUCCAGCUCGAUCCAGCGCGGAGAGUUGGCUCAUCAGAACGGACGGUGGGCCGUUCACGAGGUGUCAAAGAAGCCGAGUCUCCGUAGCGGUCAAGACCGUCAGAAGCUAGAGGACUGGCGCGCGAUCGUGCAAAAAGCGAAGAAGCUGUCGAACCAGCAGAUGGAGGAGGCAAUCCACAACGGAAAUCGCUCUGCCGACGGUGUGAACCACCUCACCGGAAACGACAUCGUCAAAAAGUUGAUAAAAAUUGUCAAGCAGGAAGGCGAGGCGAGGGCGAGGGCCGGCAAGGUUGGGCGCAACUGGACGCAGAGGGAGGACCAAGUUAUCGCGAAGCUCCUCCGGGAGUGCAUCGACCGAAAGGGCGAGGGGGCAGAAUUCUCAUACGCCGAAGCUACCGACCUCCUCCCGACCCGCUCCCGCGACGCCAUCACCAGCCGUAUCGGGCAGAACAGGGCGUGCUUCCUUGACCUGGUCAAGGAGCUCGGCAGCAGCACCUACGUGGCGCAGGUCCCUACCAAGGGCAAAACUCGCGCUCUUGCCGCGAUGACGGACGGCGGGGAUGGGCGUCCAUCCAAACGCCGUCGGUAA